GGGUGAGGAAACAGAGGACAUGUAAGCAAACACGGCGCCGAAGAACCCGCCGGACACGACCCAGCAACCACCCUGAAUCACAGUCCCAACUGGGAAAAGCACCCAAACGCAACUUACCAUCACGGGAGACCACAACCCUACGAGAAAUCAAACAACCACCUACAGGACCUCGGGCAGCGCCUGGUGAGCUAAGGGGUACCUCAUGCACGAAACACCACAGGUCUCCCUCUAGAGGACUUAAUAACCAUUUUGAUGCAAUGCCCAGACAGGAAGUAGGGCGAAGAACCUCCGAGCAGGGGACAGCUUGCCUACCAGAUACCAACCACCCGCUAAAUCAAGGGACGACCCGACAAUAA
This is a messenger RNA of Pelobates cultripes (western spadefoot toad), 356 nucleotides long. The record is from the annotation of a GenBank genome assembly. Lineage: Eukaryota; Metazoa; Chordata; Amphibia; Anura; Pelobatidae.